GAGCUCCGCAGUCAGUUAUUGUAUAAUUCUUUUCGAGCACAUAUAAUAUAAUUUGUAAUUUUAAAAUAACAAAGUUAUUAACGUUCUUAUAAGUAUAAAAUUAAAAUUUUAUUAAUUUAAGAAAAUGGACCAAAGCCAAAUGAUGAGUAGGACGAGUGUAUAUGUUUUGGAGAAUAACACUCCUGAAGACGUCGCUCAAGCCAUGAUAGAAGGAGGGCGGCAAAAGGAGCCUUUCUAUACAUUCAACUUGGACGCGGCGUACCGACAUGUGGAGCAUUUCAAAAACAUGAUGCCGAGAGUGCAGAUGUUUUACGCUAUGAAAGCGAAUGACAGCGACAAAAUGAUAAAACUGGCCGCAGCUCUAGGCCUGGGCUUCGACUGCGCCUCGCCGGGAGAGAUCAGUAAGAUACUGCAGCUGGGCGUUUCACCAAGGAGUAUAAUAUUCGCAGUGCCAACAAAAACUGCAGAGUGGAUGACGUACGCCCGAGAGUGUGGCGUUCGACACACAACGUUUGAUUCUUCAUACGAACUGAAGAAAAUCAAGCAAUAUUGGCCUGAUGUUGGAUUGUUAAUCCGUAUCAAAGUUGACAGCGACAGCAUAUAUAAACUUGGGGAGAAAUUCGGUUGCGACUUCGAAACGGAAGCUACAAAUUUAUUGGAAGAAGCGGCUUCACUCGGCUUGAAGGUGGUGGGUGUAGCAUUUCACGUAGGCAGCAGUUGCUCCUCAGCUAUCAGUCAUGUCGAAGGGUUGCAAAUAGCGAGGGUGUUGUUUGACUUCGAAGCGCGCGCGGGCAGAGGCAUGAGCAUCGUCGACAUCGGAGGAGGAUUCCUGAGCGAUAGGAUUGAUAGAAUUGAUCAGGUAUCUGAACUAAUAAAUAAUGCCCUGGAAGAACUGUUCCCCGAUGAUAAUGUCCAAAUAAUAGCAGAGCCAGGCAGGUAUCUGUGUGACACCACUAGCGAUUUAUACUGCAGCGUCAACAAUAUUCGACGGGCAAUGCGCGGUGGUGAAAAUGUUAAUAUGGUUUACUUGAACGAUGGGCUAUACGGAACUCUAAGAUAUUGUGAUUCCUGGCAAACAGUGAAAAUAUUUGGGAGACCAGGAGAUACAACAAAUGAGACUCUCGAGAAAACAAUCUUGUGGGGUCCCAGCUGUGACUCCACGGAUCGCGUCUUAAAGGAUGUGGAUAUUAUGUUGCCUCGAUGCACUCCUCUUGAUUGGCUGGUGUUUCCUAUUCAAGGAGCGUAUUCAUUUGGUUUCGCCUGCCAGUUCUCAUGCCUGCAAAGACCGCAGAUGCGAUGCGUUGUAUCACAACAGUUGUGGGCUAAAUUAAAAGACAGCAAAGUAUUCGCUCAAGACGAUUUUGAAACAAACCCGGACAUUUCUGCACCACUACCUUCUUCUUUACCUCCGAUAAUUAAGAAGCCAAGUUUUCUAAAGUCCAAUAUUUUAAAAUUUUAAGUGAUAAUAAACUAAUUUAAGGUGUUGUGUAUAUACUAAUUUCAUGUGUAAGUGUUUAGUAAAUAAUAAUUAACUAGUUGACGCCGCGCGGUUUCAUCAGCGUGGUUCCCUUUCCCGUAGGAAUAUGGGGAUAAUAUAUAUAUAGGCCUAUAGCCUUCCUCGGUAAAUCGGCUAAUCGUGAGCAAUACAAGAUUUUAGAUGUCAGCGGUAUAGUUAGGGGGCGGCGGCAGAGUAUCACCCCGCGCACGAAAUUUUCCGAAAGCUCAUAAAAAUUGUAUCCUAGUAUACUAUUAUUGGAUCACUUAGUAUGAUAUUAUACUAAAAUACAAAUAAACUCUGACUUUUACAAAUUACUAAAGUAAUUUUAUACACGCCGAAAACUAACUUGACCCAAGUUAUUUAAACUUUACUUGAGUUAAAGCUUACAUUACACUCUCAAAGGAAUUUCUUAGCAAAUUCUGUUUCUUGAAUUCAGCAUUACCCGUUAACUUUUUACAACUUUUAUAAAUAAAAUAUCGUCCGUCUUCAUUUCAUAAAAGAAACGAAAAAAGUUUUAGUAGAUUCACGACUUAGAUUAUUUGUAAUAGAUUUUCUUUUCUUUUAUAAAUUGUACAGGGUUAAAACACCUUUCCUUUUUAUCAUUCACUUUUAUUGCAUCGUCUAUUUAUUUUAAUUAGUGAAAGUGCUACAUGGAAGUUAAGUGCUACAUGGAAGAUCACUUGAACAAAGUGACCUAAAGACGUAAUAGUUAGUGAAAGACUAAGAUUAAGUUACAUUAUCUUAGCAUAAUAAUAAUAUAUUAUAAGUUUAGGUUAAAGCUAAAUUACUAAUUAGUCACAUAAGAAGCUAGAUCGUAAUUUUAUGAAGUACCAAAUUGGUACUUUACAAUGUAAAAAAAAAUGUUUUAAUUGUUUUUUAAGUGUAAUAAAACUGUUUUUUUUUACAUUUACUUUUAUUUCAUAGUUUAUUUAAUUUAUCUUCUAUUAAAUAAAAUUCCCGUGUCACGGUGUUUGUUACCAAACUCCUCUGAACUGCUGGACCGAUUUUUAUGAAAUUCGUAUGCAUAUCGGGUAGGUCUGAGAAUCAGCAAACAUAUGUUUUUAUACCCCUAAAUGAUAAAGAUGGUCUUACCCCAAAAUUUAUAAAGAAAAACAACGUUUGAAACAAAAAUGAAAAUAGUCUAGCGGCCUCUGUGGCGCAGUGGUGUGCGCGGAGGAUUUUCAAAACGGAGGUCCUGGGUUGAUGCCCAGAUUGUAAUUUUCUUAAUUGGUUCUCGGCCGUGGCUAGUUACCACCCUACCGACAAAGACGUACCGCCAAGCGAUUUAGCAUUUCGGUACGAUGUUGUGUAGAAACCGAAAAGGGGUGUGGAUUUUCAUCCUCAUCCUAACAAGUUAGCCCACUUCUAUCUUAGACUGCAUCACCACUUACCAUCAGAUGAGAUUGUAGUUACGGGCUAACUUGUAAUGAAAAAAGAAA
Bicyclus anynana (squinting bush brown) is the source of this 2937-nucleotide messenger RNA. RefSeq names its product ornithine decarboxylase 2-like. NCBI's taxonomy places the organism in Eukaryota, Metazoa, Arthropoda, Insecta, Lepidoptera, Nymphalidae. Gene Ontology annotation, cellular component: cytoplasm. The transcript has 9 exons. The record is from RefSeq and is a predicted model, not a curated record. The coding region runs from base 125 to 1459 and encodes 444 amino acids. Gene Ontology annotation, molecular function: ornithine decarboxylase activity.